UCCCCCCUUCCGUUCCGGGUACUGUAACUGCAGUCUCUUCCUCUUCCUGCUCCUCCCUGGGAAGUCUAGUUCUCCUUUGGCCAGAACUUUUCCCCCUGAGCGCGGCGGGGAAGGGCCUCCUCAGCCCUAGGGGCGGGGCCGGGUUAGAGUGAGAAGUCUCCCGCGGACCUUUAGGCCGCGUGGUCCGGCUGAAGGCGGGAGGAUGUCUCUGGAGGACCCCUUCUUCGUGGUGAGAGGGGAGGUUCAGAAAGCCGUAAACACAGCCCGCGGACUCUAUACCCGCUGGUGCCAGCUGCUGGAGGUGAAGCAUGUCAGCAAAGAGGAGCUGGACUGGACAACCAAUGAACUACGCAACAGCUUACGCAGCAUCGAGUGGGACUUGGAGGACUUGGAGGAAACCAUAUGCAUUGUGGAGUCAAACCCGCUCAAGUUCAAAAUCGAGCCCUGUGAGGUUGCAGCACGGCGUUCCUUUGUCAUGGAGAUGCGGGAAUCAGUCAAGGAAAUGCGGGAACAUAUGUCCAGCCCAACAGCACAAACAUUUCUGAAGAAAAACAAAGAGUCACUAAUGGGGAGCAGGGAAGGCUAUCACACAGAGGAACUGCUGACAGCCAGUUCACACACUUUGGAGGAGCAGCAGUUGCACCAGAAGUUGAUUAUUGAGGAGCAGGAUGAGCAGCUAGAACUGGUUUCUGGUAGCAUUCGCAUGCUGAAGCAUAUGUCAGGGCGAGUUGGAGACGAACUCGACGAACAGACUAUAAUGCUGGAAGACUUUGCCCAUGAGAUGGACAAAACCCAUAGCCACAUGGAUGAAGUGUUAAAAAAGAUGCCCAGAGUCUCCCACAUGUCUGGUGAUCGUCGUAAGUGGUGUAUCAUUGGCCUCUUGUUUGUCAUUGGUUUGGUGGUACUGAUUCUCUUCUUUGCUCUGUUGGAAUGAUGGAAAGGACCUGGGGAAUGGCUGCUAGCCCUACAUGAAACACCUGGAGGCACCCCAUGACGUUGGAAGUAAAGCCUCCCAGUGUGACAAGGAAAUGAAACACUCAUUUGAUGGGACAAUGUAGUAAUGGCUAAAGGCUCCAGCUAUGUGAAAAGGGAGGACUGGAUUCGAAAGGUCGGUGAUUUUCCAGAGAAAAUAUGCAGAAUUUCUUCUUGAUUUGAGACUGGGAUGAAAUUAUGCACAAUUGAAAAAUUGAGAUGUUAUUGCAAGCAAAAGCAUCAGUUCAAGUUGCCUUUCCUGUCUUUUCCUGUUCCCAUCUUAACAGCCUAGGAAGUUGCCCUCUUCCCAGACUGGUUAGUGUCAUUGCUGUUAAGGGUCCAUAUUCCUUAUACCACCCCUGUGAAUGGAAGCACUGGUGAAACACUGUAGAUUAAGCUGGUUGUGUUUCAUCUUAGCCAUAGCCAGAUGGGAACUGUGCCAGAAACGAGUGGGGCAAAGAUCUGCCUUACUUCUUAAAUUGCGAGUUUACUGAGGGUGGAGAACUGGGAUCCAGCUAAGUCCAAAGCUGUUGCCCACUGAUUAAGUGCUAAAAAUUAAUCGUGUUAAAUGAAAUGAGAAAUAGAGUGCAGUGCACCUUCUCUUUAUCAAAUGCCAACUUCCCUCCAGAACUAGACACAAUUUGUAAGAAUCCCAAACCUAGGACUCUAUGAUGUCUUUCAGGAUGCGCUGCUAGGUACUCCAGGCAGACUCAAUGGUCGGUUUGUUAACUCAAUCCCUUCUAAAGUCUACAUCUCUGCCAACGCUUAGAUAAAAGAAGCUACUCAUAUCCUCACUUAGAGAAUGGAGAUGUCUGUGUGACAGAUCAACUGUCACAUGCAUUUAGAAAUCAUUCUGUAUUUUUGUUUUGGGUGUAGGGACUUAAGACUUGCAGGAUUUUUAAAAUUAGAAAUCUGAAAUUCACCAACUGGAAUCUGGUAGGAAAAGUAUGUAUUUAUAAAUGUUUCCAAGUCUAGUAUUUUCUUUAGAUACGAGUGCUGAACAAAGUUCAAAGUUGUUGUGUGGCUCUGAUUUAUGGUAAACCUAAAGCAACAUCAUAGGGUUGCUGUUGGUGUUUUUGCAAGAUUUGGUGGCGGGGGAUUGCGUUUCAUCUCCCCAAGGCUGAAAGGGUGUGAUGUGAUGUGUCCAAGAUUAUCCAGUGGAUUUCCAUAGUUCAGCGAGAUUCGAACCCUAGUCAUGAGAGUCAUAGUUCAAUACUCAAAAUACUACAUCAGUCUGUCUUAGAUUCAUAAUCCUUCCACAAAGUUCAGUCCAGUUAUCGUAGACUUUUUUGUCAUGAUCAUUAUAUUAGGGUGGCAACAUAGGCUCGAUGGCAUUUCUUAGAUCUCCCUUCAUAGACAGAUCCCCCUCAAUCAAUCUCUCUCUCCCAUAGGAGAACUAUCACCCUGGAAGCUUUCAACAAUGGCAGUUUACUUCUGUGGUCCAUCUUUUGUGGUGGGGGUGGAGUGGGGGAUGUUUCCAUAUUUUUUCCAAAACCAGAAAUGAGCUUCUAGCCCACUGAGCUUUGAUUUCCCUGCCUUCUUUUGGUGCGGUGCAGCUCAGAGCAGGUCCCUGGAGUUCAGAACUUGCCCUUAAACUUACCAAAGUUACCCAUAGCAAUUUAGAGCUGGUUGGGAAGACAGAGAUGGAAGUGGCAGGAGUAGUCAUUCUGUACUGGUAACGUUAACAACUGGGACUCAAAAAACUAUAACACUCGCCUGUCAUUCCUCCAGAGAUUUACCAAUCAAUCCAGAUUUACCUUCUGCUCAUCCAUGUUAUAAAGAUGCCAAAAAACAUAAAUUAAAAACCUCUAUUUAAUACA
This is a messenger RNA of Anolis carolinensis (green anole), 2792 nucleotides long. RefSeq names its product syntaxin 10 (gene stx10). Gene Ontology annotation, biological process: intracellular protein transport; retrograde transport, endosome to Golgi; Golgi vesicle transport. Gene Ontology annotation, cellular component: synaptic vesicle membrane; SNARE complex; endomembrane system. Gene Ontology annotation, molecular function: SNARE binding; SNAP receptor activity. The transcript has 8 exons. The record is from RefSeq and is a predicted model, not a curated record. Bases 203 to 934 code for a protein of 243 amino acids. NCBI's taxonomy places the organism in Eukaryota, Metazoa, Chordata, Lepidosauria, Squamata, Anolidae.